This is a messenger RNA of Manis pentadactyla (Chinese pangolin), 3270 nucleotides long. It is a transcript of the gene CLMN, whose product is annotated as calmin. Gene Ontology annotation, cellular component: cytoplasm; meiotic nuclear membrane microtubule tethering complex; nuclear outer membrane. Gene Ontology annotation, biological process: nuclear migration; negative regulation of cell population proliferation. Gene Ontology annotation, molecular function: actin filament binding. Lineage: Eukaryota; Metazoa; Chordata; Mammalia; Pholidota; Manidae. The record is from RefSeq and is a predicted model, not a curated record. The transcript has 14 exons. The coding region runs from base 120 to 3251 and encodes 1043 amino acids.
GCCGCUCCGGCUCCGCGGCGCCCUCGCCGGGUGCGUGCCGCUCGCACGCCCGCCCGCCAGGCUCUCCGGCCCGCCGCCCGCGCCCGGCCCCGGCGCCCCGGCCCAACCGCCCGCGCUUCAUGGCUGCGCACGAAUGGGACUGGUUCCAACGCGAGGAGCUCAUCGGACAGAUCAGCGACAUCCGAGUCCAGAACCUGCAAGUUGAGAGGGAAAAUGUGCAAAAGAGGACCUUUACUCGAUGGAUGAAUCUACACCUAGAGAAGUGCGACCCACCUCUAGAAGUCAAAGAUUUGUUCAUUGAUAUACAAGAUGGCAAAAUCCUAAUGGCUUUGUUAGAAGUCCUGUCUGGGCGAAAUCUGCUGCAUGAAUACAAAUCUUCAUCCCAUCGUAUUUUUCGGUUGAACAACAUAGCCAAAGCACUUAAGUUUUUGGAAGAUAGCAAUGUAAAACUUGUUAGCAUCGAUGCAGCCGAAAUCGCAGAUGGCAACCCCUCCCUGGUUCUGGGGCUGAUAUGGAACAUAAUCCUCUUCUUCCAGAUUAAGGAGCUCACCGGCAACCUCAGCAGAGACUCUCCACCUUCCAGCCUGUCACCUGGCUCGGCGGGCACAGACCCAGACACUUCCUUCCCACCCACACUCACCGCAGAGAGGAGCGUGGCCAUAUCAGUGAAAGACCAAAGGAAGGCCAUCAGGACCCUGUUGGCGUGGGUGCAGAGGAAGACGAGGAAGUAUGGCGUGGCUGUGCAGGACUUUGCGGGCAGCUGGAGAAGUGGGAUGGCUUUCCUGGCUGUGAUCAAGGCCAUUGACCCCAGCCUGGUCGACAUGAAGCAGGCCCUGGAAGACUCCAUGCAGGAAAAUCUAGAAAAGGCUUUCAGAAUUGCACACGAUGCCCUUCACAUUCCCAGGCUCCUGGAGCCAGAAGACAUCAUGGUUGACACCCCGGACGAGCAGUCCAUUGUGACUUACGUGGCACAGUUUCUAGAACAUUUCCCGGAGUUGGAAGCCGAGGAUCUUAUGAAUUCAGAUAAAGAAACUCCUAUCGAAUCCACCUUUGUCCGCAUCAAAGAAACUCCUUCUGAACAGGAGAGCACAGUCUUCCUUCUAACGGAAAACGGAGAGCGUGCCUACACCUUUAACCAUGACGCCAGCCACCCACCACCCUCCAAAGUCUUUGUCUGUGACAAGCCUGAGAGCAUGAAGGCAUGCUGCCUGGAAGGCGUUUGCAUCCAUGCGCUGUCAGACAGCUCCACGGAGAUCAGGUAUCAGAUCACAGACCAGGUCCUCCAAGGGGUCCCAGGGAAUAUCAGCAGCAUCAGUGAGGCAUCUCCAGAAUCCUCCAUUUUAUUAUCCAGAAAGGACAACCGGAGGUCCGACUUUUUACCAAUCAAGAAAACUGUGCAUUUUGAGACUGAUACCUAUAAGGAUGCUUCCUGUAGUAAGGACCCUCUCUACAGUCAAGACCUGUGCUUUGCAGGGAGCCCAGGAGGGACUAAGGAAUUGUUGGAGCAGGAUGGUCAAGUCUUGACAGUUGAGGUUGCCGACGAAAAGGCAAACCAGGAAGCCCCAGAGAUCCCAGAAGCGGCCUCUGAUGAGACCCUAGGUGACAUUUCUACGGCAGAUGCUGAGACUGACCAUUUGCAGGCUCCCCAGAGUCCUACGUCCUGGAACAGGGUGCUGAAGAGUUCCACCCAUCUGGGGGAAGAAAGUCAUCCCCUUCCAUCUCUUGGAGACAAUACUGUUAUGGCCGAUUCCUUAGAGAUCAAGGUUAAGCUGCUGACUGCAGAUGCUGUGGAUGAGGGAGACUAUUUUGAAGGCAUACCGCUAAAAGCCUCUAAAUUUAGCAUCAACCUGGUAGAUUUUGCCUCAACCAGCCAGGCUUUCAGUGAGGUUCCUUCACCUCAUGAGAAAAAACCUGCCGAGCAUGAGGCUUUGGAAGACCACAUAGAGAAACUUGGUAAACAGAGAGGCAAAUCUGCCCACAAAAAGGCAGAUUCAGAGGAGGCCCCUCCAGCGAAGCCUGACAAGCAGGAGCCUCAUGGGGAGCCUGGGCAGAAAGACCGAGAGGCUGUGCUGGGAGGUGCGGAGCCCAAAGUAGGUGUGAAGGCAAAGCGUAAGUCCCCCCGGGACCAUCGCCAAGAGGAAGAGGUGGACGCGGAGGGUCCACAGGGGUUCCCCGGAGAAUUGCCUUCCAACCCGCCAAGCCGCAGUGUCAGCUUGGAGACCCUCUGGCGUCACAGCGAGGAAGGCCUGGACUUGAAGCCCUCUCCGCCCCUCUCUAGGAUUUCCGUCAUCCCCCACGACCUUUUCUACUACCCGCAUUACGAGGUUCCCCUGGCUGCCGUUUUGGAGGCUUAUGCAGAAGGUGCGGAGGAUUUAAAAAACGAAGACAGAGAUCUGGAAGAGGCAGAAGGCUGUCUGCAGGAUCUGGGAUCCUGGGAGGAGGAGGCCGAGGAGGCCAAGGCCUCCCAGAGCAGCUGUAGCAACUCAGAGCUGGGCGACAACCUUGCCCAGGCCUACAGCCAGGCACCUUGUCCCGACCUGGGAGCACAGGAGGCCAGACCGGCCUUGGAGCCCACUCCCCCAGCCCCGCGAGGGGACCACCAGCAAAGGGAAGCUGAAGACAGCGCCCCCGUGGAGAACCAUCAGGAAUCUGCAAACUUGGAACACUCUGCAAACCCUUUAGAAGAAACAGUAAUGGAAGAAUCAAUCAGCAGUAAAAGAAAGGAAAAAAGGAAACAUGUGGAGUAUGUAGAAAGUUCGACAUCUGUAGCGCCCAGAACCGUCUGCUCCUCAGAGGAGCUGGGAGAUGACCCCUGCGAUCACACAGCCCUUUGCAGGACUAGUCACAGUGACUCCAGCAUUUACAUUCGACGACAUACUAAUAGGUCUUUGGAAUCGGAUCAUAUUAGCUUUGUUCAACUGAGGAACGCAGCAGAUCUGGAUGACACAAGAAACCGCACGUUAACCAGGUACAAUACUCAGAAGCUCACUGAGCUGAUUUUACAGUUUCACGGCAUCAGAGCAGACAUGAAGAGAGAAUGCAAACAUGCCAGGAUGUCCAUGAAAGAAGGCCAGCAACUCUGGAGAAGCCGUGCUGCGGAAGAGCCAGAGCCCACAGAGCGACUCACUGACACAGUUCGUCCAGCAGCCGGAUAUGAUGUAUUUUAUGCUCUUCCUCUGGCUCCUGGUUUACUGCCUGCUGCUGUUCCCACAGCUGGACGUCAACAGACUCUGAUGCGUGUGUCUGCAUAAUAAAAAGACCGGACCCUGA